UAAUUGCUGUGGCACCGCAGACUCCCGCGCUCCCUCCCGUCUGAGUCGCCGCCGCUACCAGGAGGCGGAAGGAAGUGGAGCAGUGUCAGAGAGCAGUGGAGCCAGUGGUGGAGCUAGUCAGUCGUGCCUCAGCCUUGAGAGUGGGAGGACACGCGGCGCUCGCUCGUGCACUUGUCUUGCCUGCUCGCCACUCUUGAAAUUCGAUUCAGAGUGCAAGAUUUUUAUUUUAUAUUUUUGGGGUAACUUCACCGAUCUCAUCAUUCGUCGCGUGUCUUGAUGUAAUUCCUGAAGUGACUUGGAGCGCAGAUAUCAUAGUUUGUGCAUGUGUGCAGGAUACAUGAGACUUUGUGCAAUGUGAAAGGAAAAGGUGCAAAACGCAGUGUCAGUGUUCAGCCCCGCGUGUUGGAGAGCGCAGGUGUGUGUGGCAGUGGGUGAUACAGGUGAUGAGUGUGGUGACAGUGAAGAGUGAGGCGUGAGUAGCCCUGGGUGUCAGUGAGGCGUCCACCACCACCACACUAUGAAGGACACCGAGCCCCUCACCCAUGAGCCUCACGGGCGGCUCAGACACAAAUCCAGUCCGCUGUUCUGGCCGCUACUGUGUGGUGUGCUGCUGGUGCUGGCCAUAGCACAGGCAGGAUCCUUCUUUUUCCUCUUUGGCCGCCUGGAGGAGCUUCGUGGCAGACUGGAGAUAGCCACUGUGCAUGGCGGCCGACGAGAGGCAAGGUUGACCCGCGACCUCGAGAACAUGCGAGAGCGGGUGGAAGGUCUGGCUCAGGAGUGCCAUCAAGCCAAGGCAGACCACGCCAGCCGCUCACCCGUGCCGCCCCCACACCCACCCCCGCAGAAGCACUACCAGAACCCUCUGAAGAAUCGGGUUGGUGCAGGACGCGUGAAGAGGCGAGCGUCUGACCCGUCCUACGGCAUCAAUGGUGCUCUGGGUGGGGAGAGCGACGAACUGAGUGUGCAGCUGCAGGGAGAGGAGGGCAGCGAUCGUGAUGGCGGGGACAAGUCUUGGCUGCAGCUCACCUCGUACGCCAGGCUGCCGUAUGAAGCCAUCCAGGAGUUCUGCACCCGCACCCACGCCUCCUGCCCGCCAGGCCCAUCUGGAGACACUGGCCCUGUGGGUGCGCCUGGGGAACCUGGCCGCGAUGGGGAACGGGGUGACCGAGGGCUGCCAGGACAAAGGGGUCCCGUCGGCCCGAAGGGAGAGCACGGGAAGCCAGGACCGCCGGGCAUGAGGGGACACAAGGGAGAGAUUGGUCUUCCAGGUGUGCCGGGCCUGGACGGGCGGGACGGGCUGCCUGGUGAGCCUGGCCUAGAUGGCAUCCCAGGCCGCAAUGGACUGGACGGGACGCCAGGCAUGGACGGGCUGUCAGGCUUCAACGGCGCGGCGGGAAAAGACGGUAUUCCCGGAACGAAGGGAGAUAAGGGCACCCGCGGACCGCCAGGCUUGAGAGGAAUCGCCGGGCCGCGCGGUCGCCGAGGUAAGAACGGAACGCCAGGUGAUGCGGGGCUGCCAGGUAUCUGUGCUUACCAGGUCAACAACGAGUCUGUCACGGAGCUGCUCAUCGCGCCCUCCAUAGCAGGGGCGGACGGAUCGCGGCGGCGGGAGCGGCGGCCCAUCGUGGUGCGUGAGGGCGACAACCUGAGGCUGAGGUGCCAGGCGGAGGGCGAGCCGCUGCCGCAAGUGGAGUGGACCCGCUCUGACGGUGGUGUCAUUCCCGUCGGGCAGUGGAAAGACGGCUCGGUGACUGGACGUAUGCUCAACCUGACGCACGUGCACAGGGUCCACACGGGCACGUACAUCUGCGAGGCAUACAACGGCAUCCCACCCAACGCCAACAAGACCUUCACUGUUGAGGUGCACUUCGACCCGUACAUAAGAGUCAAGAAAUGGAAGGUGGGCGUGCACAAUGGGUCGACUGCUAAGCUAGAGUGCGACGUCGAAGCUUUCCCCUUGGCUGUCACUUACUGGGAGGACGAACACGGCUUGCUCCUUGAAAACUCCACCAAGUACAGCAUCUUCUACCACCAAGACCCCAACUCCGUGUGGAAGUCCGUCAUGAGCAUCAGUAUCUUCAACGUGGACCGCGCGGACAUCGGAGACUACCACUGCGUCGCCAAGAACGAGCUCUCCAUCACCCGCGGCCUCGUGAAACUCUACGAGAUCGACCCCAACCUACACCACCCGUCCACUGGUUCGGAGGAGAGUCUCACCUUCGGCCCAGACCCACCAAGCUUCACCGACCUCUUCGACUUGUGUCCUCCGCGAGCUGAGUGCGAGGAGUGCCCCAAGACGCCCAAGUGUGCCGAGGGACGAGGAGCGCUCUUCGGCCUCAGCGUGGAACAAUUCGGCAACAUUACCUAUCCCGGCUUCCGCAAUAGGAGUUCAGACUGCAUGCUGGCUGCGGUGGGCAAGCCAGUCUACCACCGCCACACUGACUCCAUCUACGGAUCCUGGAUGCGCGACCCACACCCACCAGAUCCCCAGCAGGAGCCUAAGUUCUGGACUACCGACCCUGCCGACCCGAUGCGCCUCUUCGAAUUCGCUGACAAGAACCGCUACAGAAAGAACCAGGCCAGCAAGAACUACAGCCUGCCAGUGCCUUUCGUGGGCAACUCGCACGUGGUGUACAACGGCUCCUUCUACUACCACCAAAAGGACCACCAGAAGAUCAUACGCUUCAACCUGCUAACUGGCACCAACUCCUCCGUGCCAGUGCCCGAGGUGGCGACGGAAGGCCAGAAUUUCCUGUACCGCGUCAGCAUGGACUAUAUCGACUUCAACACUGACGAUAACGGGCUGUGGGCGAUCUACGGGCUGCCAGUGAACAACAACACAGUGGUGAUGAAACUUGAUCCCUGGUCCCUCAAGGUGGAGUACAGUUGGAACAUUCCCCUGAGCCACAAGAAGUUCGGUGACCUCUUCAUCACGUGCGGGGUUCUGUACGCCAUCGACAGCGCCACGGAGAGAGACACGAAGAUCAGAUUUGCCUUUGACCUGUAUCGCAAGAGGCUACUAGAUGUGGACCUGCCCUUCAACAACCCCUUCAGGAUGACCACCAUGCUCGGCUACAACUUUGACACCAAGGAGAUCUAUUCGUGGGACAACGGCAAUCAACUCACUUACCCCGUGAAGGUGAUCGACAUAGGCUACAACACCCCGGAAGAGGACCGUGGCGCAGUGGACCCCAACCAGCACUUCCCAACUGCAGGAGACGUGCACAUCGACCCUCUCUCCUCCAGGUUUAGCUAGCAGGAGGCCGGACCCGCGCCCCUCCUCACGUGAUCCUCUCUGACGAGCUCUGUAGUGACCUUGCUCUCAGACUUUAUACUCCAACCCGCCUAGACGACCAUCACCACACCUAUCACUGUUAAAAGGAGUUUCUGUCAUUGGUUUUCAGUCUCCGAGGAGGGACGUGCACUAUGUUGACAUAUAAUGAUGAACUCUCGCCUCACAUUGUCUACGAUGUUUAGAACGUGUGCCAGUGUUGGUACAUGGAGUUUCUACCCUAAUCAUGUCGUCAGCGACUAACCAACCACGACUUUCGAAGCUGUAACAGUCUCUUCACCUUCAGACUCCUCCCUCUUAAGUUUUUAUUUUAUUUUUUUUUUAAUUCAUUUAUGUCACUGUUUAUUUUAGGAGCUACUCGUACAGAAGCUCCAACCCUACUCGCCUCCCGACGCACGUGACUAACGGAUGUAUGUAGAGAAAGGUGAAGCUACAAGAAGAGGGAUGGAGUUUAUAUAAAAUUCAUCUGAACAGAUACACGUGACGCUCCUCAUCAAGUCAGGACAGAACUAACUGGAAGAUCUAAUGACUCACUCGCCUUAUAAGUCAGAAAAGAAGAUACCCUAGCCUUACUAAUGACUUCAAAGUUAUCAAUUAUGACACUCAUUUCUUGCUACUGACACUGAACUAUUUGUCGAGCAGUAGUAAAGAGUUAAUCCUUUGACUACAAUCGCUUUCCCGCAAGUUUAAUAAAAAGGCUGUUGUAAUGUUCAGAAUAUAAUUACAAAAAGCACCAUAGUCACCUUAAGUACCAUGUAGAUUGGACCCUUUCAAGCCUUUCUGGUCCGUAAAAUUAUCUACAAUGACUCAAACAAAAUAGCAAGAGCUACAUUGCCAUUAGCAGUCAAAGCCGCCGUGGUACAGUGGAACCAUGCGUGCUUUGGGAUCCUAGAGGUCUCCAAGCGCACGGGUUCGAAUCCUGUCCACAGUCUGUGUGUAGGUUGGGCUUCCUCACUCGGGGCAAGGGUUUCCUAGCGGGUGGGCUUUAAGAUAGGAGGUACCCUAAAAAGUAUCCCCUUUAGCCCAUAAAUUCCCGUGAAAAGCCCACAUGGUAUGUAAAAAAAAAAAAAGGCUUAUUAUUCUUUGCGAGAAAUGCCGUUGUUCAGUAUAUAGUCUUUUUUUUCUUUUUGGGCGGGAUGUGAGGGGGUGUAGGAGUUGGCCAGACUGAACCUUCCUCUGGCUUAAAUAACUGGUAAACCCCGACUGGACAACUGCCUCACAGAAAAUGUAUGUACACGACGAAGGGGUGACUAUUGCAGGACUACCAGCACCAGCACCAUCACGAGCUUCAGCCCUACCCCACCAACUUUAUUUUUUUAUUUAUUUAUUUAUUUAUUUUUUUUUUUACCGCCAGGAUAGCUACCUACAGCGGAAGAAAAGAUAUCGCAACUAGAAAUUAACUCAAAACGUUAGUCUAAAGAAUCAUAGUGAGCCAACCCUUUAUUAUCUUCUUUUUACAACGACAGAACAAGAAGGUGGAAGUUACAAGAAGAGGGAUGAAGUUUAAAUAGAAUUCAUCUGACAUUCAAAACAUGUACUAAAAAACUAUCAGCAUGAAAAGCUAACCUACCUGAUGUCCCGCCUCGUUACCUGGGAAAGUUGUGCAUGUGCCAGAGAAGAACAACUGCGCCGCGUAUGGAGAAGCAAUAGCAAAUAAUUACCCACUGGACGCGUUACAUUAUAAAAUGGUAUCAUGUAAUAUUUCAUCUUUAUAAGUACGAAUGAAAAAACGUUUUGUGUGUGACUUUCUGACUGUACAACAUCUCAGUUUUGAAAGAAAGUGCCCUCAAGAAUCCUUGCCCAGGUGUCACACGAGUCCAUCACACCAUAUACAGUACGACACAACACUGAACAAUACAAAGUCCUGUACAAUGGAAAGGGUUCACGUCCUGGUCCUAGGAAGGUACAGCGUUUUGCAGACCACGUCCCUGUACUGAAGUUCGUUCAAAGCCACCGCGAAAUAUUUCUUCACUAAUUUUUGUGAAAACAAAUAAAUAAACAAAAGAACACCGUAUAUGGAAAAUCAGCCAGAAUUACAUUAUAAACUGAAAAAAAAAAUGCAUUUCGAAUUCUGAAGACACUACUUGUAAUACUCAAUAUAAGAAUUUCGUUAUUUCCUGAGUUUCCUGCGGCGUUCUCAUAUCUAAUUAAAAGAAAGAUGUAACGUAUUUAUCUCUCAUGAGACGUGCAGCACAUCCAUGAAUACAAUACAAGACAAAAAAAAAUCGUGUUUUUCAAAGUUAAUCCAUUCUAUAUAAGUGACAGAACUGAAAACAGGAAGAGAGACGAAGGUGAUUAGGGAGACAGACAACAGAGGUCUGAUGAAGCAGUCACAGUUACCCCAAAAGUGUAGUGAAAGCCACCUGUGUGUAGAGCGCAACUUUUACCCACACUGUACACUUAAGGCUCGCUUCAAAAUCAGGUAAAUAAAAACAAUAAAUUAUAAAGCGACCAGAGGGACUACAUCAGUAAACAAACCCGGGCCGGUGUUAUCGCGUUGAUAUGCAAAUUAUAGAAGGAAGAAAUGUUACCCCGGUCUUGUUAACAAUACAAACGAUGCAAACCUUUCAUUACGCCGCGUCUGGUCUCCAACAGGUGCUGGAUUUAUGGAGACCUACUGCACCGCCUCUUGCACCACCCCUCCAGAAUGUUAUCAACUUUGAGGCGACGGUCAGCGCUGCCCGCUACACCUCUCUGAUUGGAACUGUGAUUUGACGCGCUCUCUCUCACACACACACACACACACACACACACACACACACACACACACACACACACACACACACACACACACACACACACACAACUUCAAAGUACCGGUGUGAUAUCUAUGAGUAACGAAAGAUGUAGAUAUCGAACAAUAUUACGUAUACAUGUUCUAGAAACGUUAGCAAUAUAUCUAAAGUUACAGUUCUGUGCUAGGGAGUAAUGAGCGUAUGACUAAUUCACGAAACAUUUCCUACUCACAGACAGCAGCCACAUUAGAUAGGGUAAGACAACAUAAAGCAGAGUGAUAGCUUUAAUUAGAACCAUGAGAAAAAAACAAAAAAAAUAGGUUAAAAUCAAAUACACAAAGAAAUUAUGUCCUUCACAGCGCCCUCACCCCCUCCCACCACUAAACACUUCCUCUCCUCCACCGCCAUAUCUCAGGAAAGCCGUUAAUAAUCCUAUGACACCGUAACUGUAACACAAUGUACUAAUCACUCGGGAUUUUCAUGUUUCUACUUUCUGACACAAGAUCGUAUUCUCAAACGUCUCGGUGGCUUGUCUCGACUUCUUUCAGGAUUAUAUUGGAAGUUAUUGCGGUGUUUUCAAUUCAAAUAAAUUCAAUUCCAUAUUCACAGCAGGCAUAGUAUUCACUUAUACCAAAGUUGAAAACGUAAUUAGUAGAAAUGCAACUUAUUAUUGGCUCAGGUAUUCGAGUUGGCCAUGUACUUCAUUACUGGCUAACUAUAACUUCCUUUUGUGACUCGGGUUCUGCAUCACCAAUGAAAUAAAAAAAAAAUUUAAAAAAAGACACGGGAAGCCAAAAAACAAUCAUCCCUGUGAUCUUUGAAAAACAGUUCUCUUGAUCCAAAGCUUUAAAGUAAUGAUAUAGGUCUACAUGUUCUUCACCAGCCACUCUGUUUGUUGGUACAUUAAUGAGCACACAUACAAUAUUUCAAGCAUUACUACAUUA
This is a messenger RNA of Portunus trituberculatus (swimming crab), 6971 nucleotides long. RefSeq lists its product as uncharacterized. The transcript has 16 exons. NCBI's taxonomy places the organism in Eukaryota, Metazoa, Arthropoda, Malacostraca, Decapoda, Portunidae. Bases 518 to 3256 code for a protein of 912 amino acids. The record is from RefSeq and is a predicted model, not a curated record. Gene Ontology annotation, biological process: signal transduction.